This is a messenger RNA of Clupea harengus (Atlantic herring), 2952 nucleotides long. RefSeq names its product cytoglobin-2-like. NCBI's taxonomy places the organism in Eukaryota, Metazoa, Chordata, Actinopteri, Clupeiformes, Clupeidae. The record is from RefSeq and is a predicted model, not a curated record. Gene Ontology annotation, molecular function: heme binding; oxygen binding.
AGAGAGAAAGAGCGUGUCUGUGGCCCUGGUAUCGUUUAUGAACGGGAGGUAUUUCAAUAGCUCUGUGCCAUUCGCUAAUAUCACAAUGCUCUCCGUCGCACGCAGAAUGAAGUGAGUUUGUAGUUAUGACUGUCGCAAGCCCACAGAAAACACCGAAAAUGCGCGCACCCAGCUCCGAUGAAUACCUGAAUCGUGAUACAACAGCAAAGCUUUAGUCAAGUGUCUACUUCAUUUUCAAGUUUUUCUCGUAAAUUGUACCAUGGGCUGUCCAGUGUCGGCUUUAGCCCCCAGGCCAGCUGUGGACCCUUUGGAAGACAUAGCUUUGGUGAAUCUUACGGACAAACAAAAGGGAAUGAUUAAGGAGUCGUGGAGCAGCAUUCAGCAGGAUAUAACCCGAGCAGGCAUCAUCAUGUUCGUCAGGUUGUUUGAGAGCCACCCGGAAUGCAAGGAGGUGUUCUUCGAGUUCCGUGGGGUGGAUGACACUGAAAUGCUUCGCGUGAAUAAAGAACUGCGAGCCCAUGGGUUGAGGGUGAUGUCCUUUGUUGAGAAGAGUGUGGCCCGACUGCAUGAGCCAGAGGUGCUGGAAAAGCUAGCCUUUGAUCUGGGAAGGAAGCACUACGGCUACAAGGCUAUCCCCAAAUACUUCAUAUAUGUCAUGCCGGAGUUUAUCAGAGCCAUCCAGCCAAUCCUGAAGGACGCUUUGACUCCUGAGCUGGAAGAUGCUUGGAAGGCACUCUUUGUGUACCUAACUGGGAUGAUGCGGCAGGGCUACCUGGAGGAGGAGAGGAGGCAGCGUAAGGCCGGAGCCCCGCCCACCAUAGAGAGACCUGACAGGAAGCACAGCGCCAUCUGAAGACCCUGCCACCCCACCCUGCCGCUUCCAGUCUAGGCUGCCGUCUCUGCUGAUGUUAGAGAUUCAAGCGGACAGGCUAAACAGCACUACCACCCAAUGGAAAUGAUGCCAUCUCCAUUAGAGCUCGGAGCUAAAUGCUUAUAAACCACUGCCUAUCCAAUGAUUUCCACGCCCAACAAUAUUACAGGGUCAUGCUAAUGGGCUCGCAUAUAUAGCUUCACCUAAAGACUGAAGUGCUUCAUUAUUUACCUCCACUGGUUAGCUGAUACAGUCAUGCGACAAUGCCAUUACUCGGCCAUUUACGGUUGCUUUCCAAAAAUAACUUAAUUUAACUUAAAAUAACUUAAUUUUUAACACAAUUAUGUGUCAGGAUCACUGCUUUAAAAGCUAAUCAGCACAAUAUAAUUAAUGCUUACGACCAAAUCAAUCACUUUUACCUCUAUUUGUUAGCCUAGUCUGCUAAAGAUUACAGGUAGAACCCCAAAAAUGACAUCUUCAUUACAAAACACUGUCCAUUAAUGAUGAUGUGUUUAUCACAGUGAGUUAGAAUUUUGAUCAAAUUGUUUUAAUACUGAUCGGGGGUAGUUACAUUACACAAAGGACAUUUCUAGUUAAUAAAUAGUCUGAAAAUGGGCAGCUAAGGUGUAAGUGCAGAGUUUUGUAUUUUUGCGUUGCUGUAAAGUUCUGCUGUUUUCUCUGAUUUUGUAUAUUUCUAAACAUCUGUUUUCAUUCAGUUGUUGUAUUUGACUGCAUUGUGUGGAAAUAAGUGUAAUAGGUGAUGUAUCCUUGUGAUGUGACCAGGGUUAUUAGCGUAAACUAAGACUAAAACCAAUAUUUAACCAAAUAACUUAAACAAAACAAAACUAAUAAUAAAUGCUAAAAAAAGAACAAAUACAAAUAAAAUAAAUAAAAAGAAAACACAAAAAAGAAUUGUCAUUAUCAUUUCAUGACAGCGGACGUUGUAGGCUAUAUGUCCAAGGCGGCGGGUGUCACAGUCUCAAAAUUCUGUGUAGGCCUACAGUAGCUAUAGCCGACAACUUCAUAGUGGCAAUAUAGCAUGUCAGGACCUACACCCCUAACUAAUGGCAAUAGGCAUUAUUAUCAAGUGAAGAACUCAAGACAGGUCAGGGAGAAAGUAUGUGAGUCCUGUAUGGGACUAUUUUGAAUUGAAUGUUAAAUGCGGUACAUAAGAAUGCAUGAUACAUUCAGGUAACAGCAUAUAUGUAGUUGAGUUGGGAAAAGUGCUCCAAAUCUUGAAGUUCAUCUUCAAAGUCACCAUAGAUGGGAUUAGACAUUAUCCAUGGGAAAGGAUGUAACAAGACAGGACAGGAGUGAAGAACACAACGUUUUCAACAGCCUAUAAGUUCACAUGUAAGUUCUUAAGAUUUAUUUUGUUAACUGUAGUGUGUUUCCAAAAAGCAUUAUUCACUAACCACAGAUUCUUUUUUUAAACCACAUUAAUCCUUGACAAUUUUUGGCCUUCCCUAAAAUUACUAAAACUAAAUGUGAAACUAUAGUAAAUCAAAACAAAACAGUAGUCCAUGAAAUAAAAACUGAACUGAAACUAAUGAAACCACUGAUAAAACUAAACUAAAAUUAAAUAGAAAUUCAGAUUGAAUACAAACCUAUUAUCAAAAAAACAAACGUACUGGAAAAUGAUAAACUGUUGUAACCUUGGGUGUGACAAACCUCUUUCGCAGAUCUGUUAUACGUUUCUUGUUUGUGACUUGCAGAGUGAGCAGUGGUUAGGCUAGCGAGCUUAUCUUACUUACUAAUGGUGUAUGCUACAGUGUGCUCAAUGCUUUUUUAAUAUACUUUGUUUCCCUGGCUUUUGGCUGACAUUUUGGAAAGUGAACUGUGUAUUGUUAACAACAGUUUGUUACUUUCUACCUUUGGGUUACAGUGUGACAAUAAGGCACACACGAUACACUGAGAGGACGUCACAUUCCUUCCACAAUAUUACGCAACUGAAAAAUAGUCCCACUCCGUGCUUUACCUUUGUAUACAGUUAAAAUUCACAAUCUCUGUUUGUAUUCACGACAAUAGCCAUUUGUGACACCAAUAAAUGCCUUCACCUCACUGAGACACAUUAUACCAGA